Molecule: messenger RNA, 1467 nt
Organism: Polyodon spathula (Mississippi paddlefish)
Lineage: Eukaryota; Metazoa; Chordata; Actinopteri; Acipenseriformes; Polyodontidae
Product: zona pellucida sperm-binding protein 4-like
Exons: 12
Coding region: 1-1425 (474 amino acids)
Biological process (GO): binding of sperm to zona pellucida; prevention of polyspermy
Cellular component (GO): egg coat
Molecular function (GO): acrosin binding; structural constituent of egg coat
Source: RefSeq, a predicted model, not a curated record
AUGGAUGAAUCCAACAACUUGGUAGCUGUUAUCGGUGCUCCCAAGACUUGUGGCUACAGUUUGAAGGGAAAUGGCAAAAACAUCUUGACUGCUCCUUACAAGGCCUGUCAUGUCAAGAUCCUGAACAACUUCUAUAUCCUGAGAGUCCUCUACACAACUUUUACUGGGGAGCGAGGAGAUAUACAGGCCAAAUGUCCUGUUCCUGGUCUAGUACCACAUGUGGGGUGCAAGAUACCAAGAAGUCAGCAGUUGGCUUGUGGUCCACCUAAUGUUGAUCCACAACGGUGUGUGGCCAAUGGAUGUUGUGUGGAUGCAAGAACUUCCCAUUGUUACUAUCCUUUGGAUGCGUGCACUGCAGAUGGGCAUUUUGUAUUCUCCGUAUACCGCACCUCAACCAAGCCAGAAAUUGAUCCGAGCAGUCUAGUAAUUGCAGGAAACCAUUCAUGUGUCCCUGUAAUCUGCACUCCAGACUUUGCGGUCUUCAAAUUUCCUGUGACUGGCUGUGGGACACGUGUCUUUACUGUGGCGGAGACUACAAUCUAUCUUGCUGAAGUUCGUGGUUUGGUUCGGGGGAUCCAGCAGAUGUAUGGACAAAUUACCAGAGAUGGCCCUUAUCGUUUCCAUGUGGAAUGUCGCUAUUCUAAAGGAAACUUGGCCAGCACUGGUUACUUUGUGGUGAACCCACCGCCUCCAUCAGCAGCCUUGGCUUUUGGCUCUCUUGGGGUUAGGUUAAGGAUUGCCACAGAUGCCAGCUACACCAGCUUCUACCCACAGUCCCAUCUGCCCCUGAGCGUCUUGCUUGGAAGCAAGGUGUAUCUGGAAGUGCAGCUUGUGAACCCUCCUAACCCCAGUGUAGUUCUGCUGGUCCACUACUGCAUCGCCUAUCCCCGGUCCUCUCAAGCUGCCUGGGUGAUCAUCUAUGAAGGUUGUCCAAACAUCCUGGAUUACAGCAGUGCUGCUGGCCUCCAUGUCAAAUACAAUAACAUGCCUGUAUCCAAGCACACUCGACGCUUUGAAAUAGAAAUCUUCCAGUUCCUGGACUACAAGACCAAGCAGCGUUUGGAUGAGGAAAUCUAUUUCAUGUGUUCAACCGAAGUGUGUUCCCCGGAACGUCGUGUUUGCAAUGAAGGAUGCUUUGAUGGAAGAGAGAUGCCUGUUCCCACAUCAAGAUCUGCUGGAGGGCGCUGUGCAGGAAAGCCCUGUCCUGGGAAAUCAAACGUAGACAAGCGAGCUGCUCCUGGUCAUGCUGGCUUCAUUGCUGUCAGCGAAGGAACCUUCACUUUGGAUGAGAUUGUGCCCCAUGAACAAACGGAGAAGCACUGGACGCACUUCCAUGGUCUCCUGUGGCUGCUUGGUUUGCUGGUCCUGGUAUCUGUUAUAAUGCUCUUCCUCAAAUGGAUUGGCUUGCAAAUUGUCAGGUCCUAGAGAAGCAGUCUCUAACUUGAAUAAACCUUUAUCUUGUGUUAA